AAUGCAGACAAAAAGAAGAGUACAAUUGCAGGAGAAAAAAGAGCAUAGAAAGCAAGAAGAAGAAUGCCCAACAAGAAGAGCGCAGAACAGAGUAAAAGAAAAAAUAGACAACAGGAGGUAA
Dentiscutata erythropus is the source of this 121-nucleotide messenger RNA. The record is from the annotation of a GenBank genome assembly. NCBI's taxonomy places the organism in Eukaryota, Fungi, Glomeromycota, Glomeromycetes, Diversisporales, Gigasporaceae.